AUGCCGCCCAUCGAUUACAAUGCCACCUAUCAAGAGGACUUUGCUCCAGUUCCUCUCAGUUUUCCGAAGAUCUUACGAACGAAAAAGGAAAGGAAAGCAAAUCAAAAGGAUAUAGAGAGAAUAGAGUGGCAGAAAAACAGGUUGGGUGGGCUUACAACACAGGAAUUGAUUGAUUGUGGGUAGACCAGAGUAACAAAUAUCACAUUGGCGAAAACGUAUUUUGCUAUGGGUGGAGCUAACUUCCAUUUUCACAGUGAAUGUAAAUAGUGAUAGAAAAUUGAACCUUCCAAAUCUUCGAAAUCCCAUCGGUCCAACCUUGGCCAAAAGGAAAUUGGAAACUCGGGAGACCUUUAAGAUCUAUAAACAAUACGAGAGUAAUGUACGUAAAAACACGUACCCUAUGAACGUCAAUUACCCGCUGCCGUAUGACGGCAGGUGGGAAGCCAAUAAUCCGCACGUGUGGAAGGUCCUAGAACCGUGUUUACGGCUUGCACAGAGGCUCUUGAUGAGUUCACAGACCUUGCAACACGUAGGUUAACACCCGCAUUUUGUUAUAUGAAGCUAAUAAAGACGCAGCUCAAACACUCCAUAGGAGGAAAACUGUCGAAGGUGAAUAAGGCUUUAAUAAGAACAGGGUUCGGAGGCGAUAAACCUGAUCUCUUCGUUAUAAAACAUGAUAGAAACCCCCCGGAUCCGGCGACGUGGGAAAAUGAAAUCCAGAGCCGUCGAGACAAACUGCUUUGGAGCUAUCCGUAUACGUUCGGCUUCAUGAAUGGAGAUCAAAACCCUGUGACGGACCAACCUGAUCCAAAUUUACAGCGGGGUAUUGUUCAUGGGUUUACUAAGCCAUUAUUUGACAAGUAUACUAUAGCAGAUAAUGUUCUUCGAAGAAUGGCAGUCUGGGUGUCGGUGGGUGGUAUGGAAGGUCUUUUUCGUCACAACCCCCAAUUACUACCAGAAUUUGAGGUACUUGGCCAACAGCAUAAUGUGGCAGCGACCUUAGUCCACGAACUCAUGCAUGUCAUGGCUUUUGCCUGGUCAGCCCCAUCCGCCAUGCCGGCGAAGGGUGAACAGUAUUACUUCCUGGAGGGCCUACCAGUUGGUGAACGUGGAUCAGAGUGGGAGUCAUCGGUAAGUUCUCAUACUCUAGCUUCCUCUCAACAUGGCUGAUGGAUUGAUAAGGUCUUUGGUGGAUCUUCCCAUUCCAUUUUGAAAGUUAUAGAUCGCCAAGGUGGCGGAUAUUUCGGAUCUGAAACCUCUGGAUGGCCAAAUAUCAACAACUUCAACAAGGACAGUCCCGAAUUAGUACUUCUGCGCCCUCCACUAACCAAAUACAAAACAAUUUCAUACAUCAAGGUUUAUAUGCUAGAACAGUUACAACAAGAGGAGUUCUGGGUCGGUUUUCAUAUCCGUCGCUUUCGAAUGCCUUGUACUCAUCUCGCUUAGGAAUCUGCCGUCAGACAAUAUGGCCUUAGGAAUGUAUUUGAAGCCAACAUUGCGAUGAAACUCUCAUUCAAGAUACGCACCGUCAAAGACUCCCGAGGAAACGAAAUGUCUUAUUUUCUGGAACCUAGAGGCUGGACCGAAACUAAGGAUGCCCUAACCGCCUUGGCGGAGGAGUUACAAAGGCUAACGGAGCUCACACCGGUAUUUAUAUCUGGGCCUCCAUACUUUUAUGCAAAAGUAACUAUAGUAACUCGUUCGCAGGAAGAGAAACGCCCAUUGAUAUGGGGACAGGGCUUUCUUAGUCAAACUAUCGCGCGUGACGAGUUUUGGUCCGCUCAGCACUCAGAUUUAAUGGAAUCUAUUUUAACGAUGUAA
This is a messenger RNA of Hymenoscyphus albidus, 1821 nucleotides long. The record is from the annotation of a GenBank genome assembly. NCBI's taxonomy places the organism in Eukaryota, Fungi, Ascomycota, Leotiomycetes, Helotiales, Helotiaceae.